This is a messenger RNA of Triticum aestivum (bread wheat), 2839 nucleotides long. RefSeq names its product beta-galactosidase 7. Gene Ontology annotation, molecular function: carbohydrate binding; hydrolase activity, hydrolyzing O-glycosyl compounds. The record is from RefSeq and is a predicted model, not a curated record. Gene Ontology annotation, biological process: carbohydrate metabolic process. The transcript has 18 exons. NCBI's taxonomy places the organism in Eukaryota, Viridiplantae, Streptophyta, Magnoliopsida, Poales, Poaceae. The coding region runs from base 89 to 2662 and encodes 857 amino acids.
AGCAUGCGUUACUUGCCAUCGCUGCAGCUCCAUAUAUACAAGGAAAUCAAUCGAGCAUAUCGCCUGCAAGCAGUAGCAACCGAGAGAGAUGUCCAUGGCCGCCGCCGCAGCAGCGAUCACGGCGGUGCUCCUGGCCGCGUUAAUGGCACGAGCGUCGGCGGCGGCGGCAGGAAGAGUCUGGGCCGACGAGGAGAAGGGAGCACAUAACGGCACGGCGAGAAGACAGGUCACGUACGACGGCAGAAGCCUGAUGCUGGACGGCGCCAGGAGGAUGCUCUUCUCCGGCGAUAUACACUACCCAAGAAGCACACCUGAGAUGUGGCCAAGACUCAUAGAGAGCGCCAGGGAAGGUGGCCUGGAUGUCAUACAGACAUACGUCUUCUGGAAUGUCCAUGAGCCUAUCCAAGGUCAGUACAACUUCGAAGGAAGAUACGAUCUUGUGAAGUUCAUCAGAGAAAUCCAUGCUCAAGGCCUCUAUGUGAGCCUCCGGGUCGGCCCAUUCAUCGAGGCAGAAUGGAAAUACGGAGGCUUGCCAUUUUGGUUGCGCGGUGUCCCAAACAUUACCUUCAGAUGCGACAAUGAACCCUACAAGGUACAUAUGCAAAAGUUUGUUGCUAAAAUAGUUAACAUGAUGAAGGAUGAAAAAUUAUACUAUCCACAAGGAGGUCCCAUAAUCAUAUCACAGAUCGAGAACGAAUAUAAGCUAGUCGAGGGAGCAUUUCAUUCAAGGGGACCACCUUAUGUUCGCUGGGCAGCAGCAAUGGCUGUAAACCUUCAGACCGGCGUUCCAUGGAUGAUGUGCAAACAAGACGAUGCUCCAGAUCCCAUCAUUAAUACCUGCAACGGGCUCAUCUGCGGGGAAACAUUUAUUGGGCCAAAUAAGCCAAACAAGCCAGCUUUAUGGACCGAAAAUUGGACAUCUCGCUAUCCUUUAUAUGGUCAUGACCCAAGAUACAGAUCACCAGCAGAUAUUGCCUUUGCAGUUGCACUUUUUAUAGCAAGAAAAAAAGGAAGCUUUGUAAGCUACUACAUGUAUCAUGGCGGGACAAACUUCGGGAGGUUUGCAUCCUCCUAUGUAACAACAAGCUACUAUGAUGGAGCUCCACUUGACGAAUAUGGUUUAAUAUGGCAAUCAACAUGGUCUCAUCUGAGAGAAUUGCAUGCUGCAGUAAAGCAAUCUGAAGAACCACUACUUUCAGGAUCAUAUUCUACUUACUCAUUUGGUGAGCAACAAGAGGGACAUGUUUUUGAAACUGAGUCCAACUGUGUGGCUUUCCUAGUGAACUUGGACAAGCAUAAAACAUCAAAUAUCCAAUUUGGUGAAGCAUCAUUCCAGCUAGCUCCUAAAUCAAUAAGUAUCCUCUCAAGUUGCAGGAGGGUAGUAUUUGAAACAGCCAAGGUGAGCCAACUACCCUCAGUUCUUCAGCCAUUGCAGACCUGCAGGGAGUGCUUCAUUUAUCAGUUUUACUUUGGGCAGGUAAAUGCACAGCAUGGUUUAAGAACAGCACAAGUUGUCCAGUCUCUGAACAAUGUUGAUAGCUGGAAAAUAUUCAAAGAACCGAUUCCUCUGGCAAUAAACAACACCACACACAUUGGACAUCGAUUUUUUGAACAUCUCUCAACUACAAAAGAUGAGACAGAUUAUCUCUGGUACCUUACUAGAUAUGAUUAUAGAUCAAAUGGGGAUACCCAGCUAGUGCUUAAUGUGGAGUCACAAGCACAUGUUUUACAUGCUUACAUCAACAAUGAUUAUGUAGGUAGUGUGCAUGGGAGUCAUGAUGGACCUAGAAAUAUCAUUCUCAAGACACCUAUUACGCUAAGGAAAGGACAAAACUCCAUAUCACUGCUAAGUGUCAUGGUUGGAUCACCGGACUCUGGAGCGUACAUGGAGCGAAGAAUUUUUGGAGUUCGUAAAGUGAGCAUACAACAGGGAGAUCACAAAUCACAUUCUCUGAAUAAUGAGCUGUGGAAACACCAAAUUGGCUUAUCUGGAGAAAUGAAUAAUAUAUACACACCGGAAGGAUCAUCUCGUGCGCAAUGGACUGCCAUCAAUAAGUCCAUGCACCUUCCACUUAUCUGGUACAAGACGACAUUUGACACACCAUGGGGGAAUGACCCAGUCACGCUGAACCUCAGCAGUAUGGGGAAGGGUGAGGUGUGGAUCAAUGGAGAGAGCAUCGGACGGUAUUGGGCCUCCUUCAAAACCCCUAGCGGACAACCAUCCCAGUCCUUGUACCACGUACCACAAUACUUUCUGAAGCCUAGAGAGAACACCCUCGUCCUCAUGGAGGAAAUGGGUGGUGAUCCGCUACAGAUAAGCGUGAACACAAUGUCGGUUACCCGAGUAUACAGUAGUGUGAAUGAGUUAUCCACCCCAUCACUCUUGUCACGCAGAAAGCACCCAGCAGUUCGGCUCCGGUGUCAGCAAGGCAAACGCAUCACGGAUAUUGAGUUUGCGAGCUACGGAAAUCCGGCUGAGGACUGCAGAAGCUCUAGCAGGAGCUGCCUCGGGAGUUGCCACGCAGAGACAACGGAGUUUGUCGUAAAGGAUGCUUGCCUAGGCAGAAGGAAGUGCGCGAUUCCGGUACGGCCUGCCAAGUUCGGAGGCGACCCGUGCCCUGGGAUCGAAAAAUCACUUUCAGUUGUGGCAAGCUGCGGAUGAGUAGGAUGGGAAUUGCUACUAUCAUGGCGUGAUUAACCAACACUCAGUUUGCACAAAUUUGUUGUCACAGGGUCCAAACACUGUACUAAAUCUGAACUACAGAUAGAGCAGUACUGUAUCCACAUGUUAAAAUGUACAGGAGAAGUGGAGUUACACGCACCAAUUUCACUGCAGAAA